AUGCUCGCCAGCUACCCCCCCGCGAGUCGACUGACCAACGACUGCUCGACCCCGCGAUACAAGCGUCGCCUGCCGAUCGACGAUCCCAUGCUGGAGGAGCUCUCCAUGACCGAGACUCCGAUCGCCUUCCGCGUUGACAACGUGAUCCGAGCUGUGAGUGGCUACAGCUCCGUGUUUUUGUGUCGAGGGCAGCUCUAUAGAGAUGCGAACGGUCAGAUAGGAGCCGCGGCCCAGGAGCCGGGCGUCUCAGACCUCGCCGACGACCUGCUCCGCGACGCGGAGCUCUACAUCCGGUACGAGCCCCCCUCGCCCAAGGCCAAGCGACGAUGCGCCGGCCUCUCCCCCUUCCGCCUCACCCUGUCCACCUCCGACGGCAGCAUGCUCUCCUCCUUCCGCGGCCUGAGCUUCGAGCUGGAUGUGGAUGAGGCUCAGGGGGUCGUGCACUGGGGCACCAGCCUCGCCCUCGCGUUUCCCGCCAGCAAGGACCUGCAGUCCUUCCUGACCUGUGCUGACCUGGCCCCUGCCACCCCCAAUGGCCGCCUGGGCGGCACGCAACACAACAAGCUGGUGACGCCUCCUACCCUUCGUGGCGCCAGCACCCCCGCCUCGCCCCAACUGAGCACCAGCACCGCCUCCCCAUUUUCCCUUUCUACCCCCAAGCUAGUCUUGCAAAGGGCCCUGUCGACAGAGUUCAUGACCCUGAGGGCCUGA
This is a messenger RNA of Auxenochlorella protothecoides, 711 nucleotides long. RefSeq lists its product as hypothetical. The transcript has 4 exons. Bases 1 to 711 code for a protein of 236 amino acids. Lineage: Eukaryota; Viridiplantae; Chlorophyta; Trebouxiophyceae; Chlorellales; Chlorellaceae. The record is from RefSeq and is a predicted model, not a curated record.